Molecule: messenger RNA, 1866 nt
Organism: Cuscuta campestris
Lineage: Eukaryota; Viridiplantae; Streptophyta; Magnoliopsida; Solanales; Convolvulaceae
Source: the annotation of a GenBank genome assembly
CUAUCUCCAAAUUCCAAUCAUACACCCCAAAGUACGGGCCAAAAUCAACUCCACGCCAAACAAAUCCACUCUAAAAAAAAUUGAGGCCCCACCAACUCAUCUUCACGGGUGGCUCUUCUUUUUUUUUCGGCGGAUGGAUCUGCAUGGCAGCACCAAUUGGACGGCGGCUGUUCCAGCGCUGCUUGCGGACAGCGACGAUACCCAACAACCUGUUGCUCCUACCCAAUCUGCGGCGGCGGCUGGACAGACCAGCGGUUGCACGGCUGAUGGCGGCAGCGGCGAGUCUCCCGUGACUCACCCCCUGCUGCGGCUCUCCCGAUUCAAGCGCGACAACGCUCCGUGGAUCAACGGGGAUGGUGGUGCUCGGGCGGCAGCGGCCCUCACUCUGGAUCUUGCUGCUGCACACAGUUCUUCUCCAAAGAACCCAGGGAAUAACAAGCUAUACUUGCUUAGGCAAGCUAUGAAUCUGAGAUUCAAGGAAGGUUCUUCUAUUUCUGACCACUUGAAUGAAUUUCAAGGGUGUUUUGAUCAGUUGUUAGACAUGGGCGUAAAGUUCGAGGAUGAGAUUUUGGGGCUUUGGUUGCUGAAUACUUUACCUGAUUCUUGGGAAAAUCUUCGUGUGUCUUUGAUUUGUUCUGCUCCCGGUGGUACAGUAACUAUGGAAUAUGUCAAAGCUGCCGUUCUGAAUGAAGAAGUGAGACGUAGAACUCAUGAGACAUCUACUUCAAAAUCCGAUGUCUUGGUUACUGAAAAUAGGGGGAGUAGAAAAGAUAGAGAUCAUGGAGAAUUCAAAAGGGGCAAGAGCAGGAGCAAGUCCAGAUCAAAAUACAAAAAUGUUGAGUGCCAUUAUUGUCAUAAAAAGGGGCACUUGAUGAAAAACUGCUUCAAGCUGAAGAACAAAGACAAGAAUAAGCCAGAAGGGAAAGAUGGUGAUUAUGGGGUAUUGAAGAUGGGUAAUGAAGGUCGUUCACAGGUUGUUGGCAUUAGAGUUGUAGUCCUGGAAACCAAAACUGGGAUGAAGUUAGUGUUGAAGAAUGUCCGACAUGCACCAGAUAUUCGCUUGAAUCUGAUAUCUACUAGUGUCUUGGAUGAUGAAGGUUAUGUGAGUACCUUUGGUGAUGGGCAAUGCAAACUCACUAAGGGUUCUCUUAUUGUGGCUCAUGGGAAGAAGUGUUCAGCUUUUGUACAUGUGCCAAAGGACGAGAGAUCCAAAUUAGAUGUCAAGACGAGGCAGUGCAUCUUUGUUGGCUAUGGUUAUGAUGAAUUUGGCUAUAGACUUUAUGAUCAUGUUGAGAAGAAGCUUGUCAGAAGCCGUGAUGUUAUCUUUAUGGAGGAUCAGAAUAUUGAAGAUAUCCAGAAGAUGGAGAAGUCAGAGUCUCAAAGUUAUGAUGAUCUUGUUGAUUUGAAUCCAACUCCCGUGGCUCAUACGCCUAAUGCUACCAAUGGAGAUCAGAAUGAUGAUAACAAUCAUGUUCCACAUGAUUUUGCCAAUGGUAAUGGUGAAGAUGAUUCAAAUGAGAUUCAUUCAAGAGGGAAAGGUGUUGAUCUUGGGAACUACACAUUCAUUUGUGUUCUUGCUUUCCCAACAUAAAUGAAGAAAAUGAAUCAAAAUUUUGAGGGUAUGGAGAGAAAAAGCUCGUCAUUUUGUGAUUUGAUCUGGGAUUCUGGGAGCAUCUCUUCAUCCAACCUUGAUAUUGAUGAAUAUCAGUUUUAAUUUGGUGACAUUUAAAAUGCGAUUUCGUUUCUCCACAUUCUCAAUCAGUAGCCUAAGCAGUGGCACUUUAGAACAUGCAUGUAGCACAAUAUCCCACCAUUAUCAACUGUUGGGGAUAAUAAUGAUAACGCGAAUCAAUCGAGAGUCGUAUA